This is a messenger RNA of Penicillium nucicola, 996 nucleotides long. Its product is annotated as short-chain dehydrogenase. The record is from RefSeq and is a predicted model, not a curated record. The transcript has a single exon. NCBI's taxonomy places the organism in Eukaryota, Fungi, Ascomycota, Eurotiomycetes, Eurotiales, Aspergillaceae. The coding region runs from base 1 to 996 and encodes 331 amino acids.
AUGUCCAGCCGGUACGCGAAAGUUCAUGAAAACCCUCAGGGCCCAGGAGAUGCCCGACCAACGGCACAGCAGGUUAUUCAUGACGAGGAUCUGGAAGGCAAGUGGGCUGUUCGGUCAGUCUUGAUUACUGGUGCAUCCUCUGGAAUUGGUGUCGAAUCUGCCAAAGCGCUUUUCACCACGGGCGCAACACUGUACCUCACGGCACGAAACCUGGAUAAGGCAAAGAAUGCCCUGGGGGAAUUGACAUCCUCCCCGCGUGUGCACCUUUUGGAAUUGGAUCUGGAGUCCUUUGAAAGUGUGCGCGCCUGUGCUAGCCAACUCCUCUCCAUGACCAAGACUCUUGAUGUUUUCAUCGCCAACGCCGGUGUCAUGGCAACGCCAGAAGGGCGCACCAAGGAUGGCUUCGAAACCCAGCUCGGGACCAAUUACCUCGCUCAUUUUCUGCUAUUCCUUCUCUUACGCUCAGCUCUAUUAGCUGCUGCCGCUUCUCCUCGACCCAAUUCCCGAGUCAUUUUCUUGUCAUCUAUUGCCCAUCGAUACUCGGAAGUUGUCUUUGAUAACCCUAAUUUGGACGGUGCUUACGAAAAGUGGAAGGCGUAUGGACAAAGCAAAACCGCUUUACUUUGGGUAGCUAAUGAGGUUGACCGCCGCUACGCCUCUCACGGUCUGCGUGCUUUCAGUGUUCAACCCGGUGGCAUUCAGACCGGGCUGCUGCAACAUAUGUCAGACGAAGAAAAGACUGGACUUUCCUCUGAUCCGACUCUGGGACCUCAAUUCAAGAGUCCCCCUCAAGGCGCUGCUACCUCUGUAUGGGCGGCAACCUCUAAGCAUCUAGAAGGGAUGGGCGGAAAAUACCUGGAAGACGUCCAGAUUGCGAAGGCGUACGACCCCAGUGAGGGGCAGUGGGCACCGGGCUACUUCCCUCACGCCUAUAGCCCAGAAAAGGAGAAGCAACUUUGGGAGAUGUCAUUACAAAUGGUUGGAAUUGAGGAAUAA